Messenger RNA from Venturia canescens, 9988 nucleotides. It is a transcript of the gene MRP, whose product is annotated as Multidrug-Resistance like Protein 1. Gene Ontology annotation, molecular function: ATP binding; ABC-type transporter activity; ATP hydrolysis activity. The transcript has 23 exons. The coding region runs from base 2740 to 7392 and encodes 1550 amino acids. The record is from RefSeq and is a predicted model, not a curated record. Gene Ontology annotation, cellular component: membrane. Gene Ontology annotation, biological process: transmembrane transport. NCBI's taxonomy places the organism in Eukaryota, Metazoa, Arthropoda, Insecta, Hymenoptera, Ichneumonidae.
CACUCGCUUCUGUAUGGAAUCAGGAGAAUUUGCAUUUGAAACUGUUUUUGGACUCUCGGAGAACUGCUCGGCAUCGGGGAAUCCAAAUUUUUCAAUACUCCAGACAUUUCCGCUUGGAUUACAUCGAAAUUUUGACGAAUUUAUUUCUUCAGGUUCUUUUCGAAAAUGAAACGAAUUCACAAAAGUACAAUGAAAUGUACAAGUAAAAAUGAUGAACGGUUUUGUAAAAGAGAAAAAAAAAUAAUCCAAAGGGGUUGGAGUUUCGGAAUGAGGCGCCCGAUGGCUCUCAUGCCAAUCGAACCUAUUUGCGGCUCAACGAAAGCUCUAAUCUGUUAAUAACUGCCCGGACAGGGUUAUCUCGAAAAAAUUAGCUGAUUACUAAUCAGCGUAUUGUAAAUCGUCAGUUUUAUCGACGAGGCUAUUGUGGGAACAACGAAUCCGUGCGGAAAGAGAAAACGGGUAAUCGGGCAUGCCAGAAUCGUUGAAUCUCGGUGUGAAAGUAAAAAAAGAUACGUGAUUUAUCGAUUUUCCUCGACCGAAAGCAAGCAGAGACUUUUUAGGAUUUUGUGAUAAGUCAAUCUUCGAAAAUGGCUCCUACGACUUGCAGUCCGGAUUCUAAAAUCACGUGGAUCUCGACAUGCUUCAAAAAUACUAGAGCGGAAUGUAAAAACCGUUUUUUAACGGGAUCCCAAGCAUCUUCAUAAAUCGUUAAAAUUAUUCAGACAAUUUAUAUUACCUGACGUGAUUCCAAUUCACGAAUUUACUCUGAGCAGAAAAAUACAUUUUUUCGAGAAUUUGCGAACCAUAAUCGGUCAACCUUAUACCGAAUUUGAAAUUUACCGAAAAUCUUUUGCUCGAUGUCUGCAACAUAUCCCAGAAUACAAUUGUGGCGUUGACUUCAUCAACGCUCAUUCUUUGUCUCAAUAAACCUGUCAAAAUUACAAUAAUCACUUUUUCUGAUUCUGAACGGUUGCUAAAUUUCCACGGAUUAUUGAACAGAUAAUAAUUAUAACGCAUCGUAAAAGUCUUUUCUAAUUUUAUUUCGGUCUACUAUAUUUAUUACACGGUAAAAUUAUCUGCCGAUGAAAUAUACUACAGAGUCGCGUGCCUACUUCAAACUUGGAGAACUAAACAGUUCUGACCGACGCUUUCAGCACUGAUGAACAUGUGUACGUAUUAAUAAUCCAUUCCUGGAAACAACUGCACGACCCAACACCGACUACCAAGUUACAAAGAUCAUUUUGUGGAAAUUUAAUAAAAACUAAAUAAAACAUAGUCACUCCCUGCUCCGAGCGCUAUCUUCGUCUCGUAGGGCAAGUAUAGAUUAAACCAUGACAAGCACAAUUGAAUGACUAAACGUUUUCGAAAAGAAUUACCAUUAAUUUCAACAUAGUACGUAAUUCGUAGACGUUCCAGCGUCAAGAAAUGUAUGGAAGUUAUGAAAUUUACUUAACUCAGAUAAAUUAGAAUAUUUGCAAAAUUUUUGAUAAAUAUUCGGAACGACGAAGCUUCGAUAAGCGUGCUCGCAUCACAAUUCGUGGCGUAUGUUGACCACCUGCUGGGAAGUUGGAGAAAUGAAAAAAGAAAAUGGAGAAUAAUCGACGAAAAAUUUAUGGUGCAGUUCACAAAAAUACGCCAGAAAUGAAGCAAUUUUCUUUUUGUAAAAUUGAAAAGGGAUUUCUUGUGAAAAUGAAUGUCCUUCAUUUCCACGAUAAUCUGUAAUCUAGUCUGAUUUAUUUCCGAAAACUUUCACGCACGAUUACACUCUCAGUCGUUUUGUUGAGUUCACAUGUACUUUGGAUAACGGUUAUUAAGGUUUUUUUAAAGUUGAAUGUUAAAAAACUGUUUGAAGCUAAGUCUACGAGUGCAAGUUCGAUAAAAAAAACUCGUUACAUCAUGACAGGCGUUGACUAAUCUACAGUUGAAUUCGAGGCCGUUCAAAGGUUGUAAGAGUUAACCCUUCGGCGUGAGUUUAAAAAAUCCUCAACAAAAGAAAAUCACAAAGCGACGGAAUGUUAUGAAACUUCAAAAAACUGUACGAUGUUCGAAAAAAUGUUAGAAGUGACAAUAGGCGAUAGUCGUAAUCGAUAAAACAUGUUCAUGAAAGCAGUCGAUUACGGAGCGUUGUAAAAGAAACAGAAUAAAAAAAGGCAAAACGCGCGAGUGUUUAUUUACGCGAGCGUACAAUAAGUAACAGAUAGUGCGGUUGCAGUAGUGAUAAAACUAAUAAUAAGAUGAGAUAGCUUGAAGCAUUUCUCGAUGAAUCCUAGUAACGGGACCGAGUCGAACCGAUUACUUGAGGUGGGGGUACAGUUAUAAGUCCGUAGUACUCGGCCAAUAACUUGCAGUUUGCAGUCACUCGCGACGCGAUCAGUGAGAACGGGAACUUGCGAAUUCUUGUACGUGGACUACGAGACGAGUGUUUUGCUUGUAUCGUGCGUGUGGCUGGGACUCGCGCGAGUGCAGAUGUGUGUAAAUGUGGAACGUGUUUGUUUGAAUUACUAUUACAUUGGUGGGCGUUAAUCUUCUAGAGGGUAAUUUUAUACUCUGCAAUAAUAAUAAUUAUUCUUAUUGUUCCGGGGAUAAAGCUUUUUUGAUUGUUGUGUUAUGCGUGGCGUACGAUAGGAUUAUUAUUGCGUAUACCGAGUGUCCAAAAAAUUCGGUCUCGCACAUUUUCGAGAUAAAUACGGAAUUGAAAGAAUUACUUUUCGGACACUUACUUUAAAUGUAAUCGAAAACAUGGAGAAUCAGGGAAAUCAUUCAAUGGACGAAUUUUGUGGCUCUAAGUUUUGGGAUUUAGAUUUAUCGUGGAACACGGACAAUCCAGAUUUAACGGAUUGUUUUCAAAAUACUGUUCUGGUAUGGACACCGUGUGCCUUCCUAUGGGCAUUAGUGCCAGUUGAAGCUUAUUACUUGUUACAUAGCAAACAAAGGAACAUAGCCUGUACGUGGAAGUUCUACUCCAAGGCUGUACUUAAUGCGGCUCUCGUCAUACUUAGCAUCUCUGACAUUGGAUAUGCGAUUUACAAGGCGUCUUCGGCGGUAGUGUACAACGUUGAAUACUGUUCGCCAAUAAUCAAAUUGUUGACCUUUGUGCUCUCUGGUGCACUUUUGCACUUCAACAGAAAACACGGCAUGCGUACUUCGGGAACUUUAUUCUUAUUUUGGUUUUUCCUUGUUUUGUGUGGAAUUCCACGCUACAGAACUCUAUUGAGCAGCCUUGAUCAGGCAGAGGUGACUUAUCAAGGCAAUUCUUACAUGAUAUAUUAUCCGAUAGUCGUGAUAAUGUUUUUGCUGAAUUUCCUUGUGGACGGUGAACCAAAGUUCUCAGAAUAUCCAUCGACAGAAAGACCAUGUCCUGAGCAGGCUGCAGGAUUUCCUUCGAGGAUGUUAUUCGUUUGGUUCGAUCCUCUUGCGUGGCAAGGGUUCAAAAAACCUCUAGAAGUUAAGGAUCUAUGGUCAAUGAAUCCAGAAGACACAGCAAAAGAAAUUGUACCCCGAUUCGAUAAAUACUGGAACAGCAGCCAAAGGAAAUCAGAAAAUGCUCAAGCAGCAAAGGCAUCGUUUCGGAAAGCUUCAGGACAAGUUGAUUUCAACAGUGGUCGCAAGAAAAAAGUCGCCUCUGUACUCAUGCCGCUUUGCAAAGCUUUUGGUCCGACGUUCAUCUUUGGUGCUUUUCUCAAAUUGUUGAUGGACAUUUUGACGUUUGUCAGCCCGUUGCUCCUAGAGAGGCUUAUCGCUUUCAUCGAUGGUCCGGAAGAGAUGUGGAAGGGUUACUUAUACGCCACGCUGCUUCUGCUAACGGCGACGAUCCAGACCAUUGUACUUUCGCAAUACUUCAACCGAAUGUUCCUUGUUGGAUUACGCAUACGAACAGCACUGAUAGCGGCAAUUUAUCGGAAAGCUCUGAGAAUGUCAAACGCAGCACGAAAAGAAUCAACAGUUGGUGAAAUAGUCAAUUUGAUGUCAGUCGAUGCUCAAAGAUUUAUGGACCUUACGGCUUACAUAAAUAUGUUGUGGUCUGCGCCGUUGCAAAUUGCUUUUGCUCUCAUCUUCCUCUGGCGUAAACUAGGACCUUCCGUAUUUGCUGGACUCGCGGUCAUGAUUAUUCUCAUUCCUGUUAACGGCAUGAUCGCCAACAAAGUUAAAACUCUUCAAAUUCGACAAAUGAAAAGCAAAGACGAGAGAGUCAAACUCAUGAACGAGGUUCUUAAUGGCAUCAAAGUACUUAAGUUAUACGCCUGGGAACCCUCGUUUGAGCAACAGAUCCUUGCUAUCAGAACAAAAGAAAUUCAAGUACUUAAGGAAGCUGCUUACCUCAACGCUGGAACUAGUUUUAUUUGGUCCUGUGCACCGUUCCUCGUAUCGCUCGUUUCAUUUGCGACUUUUGUCAUGAUCAACGACGAGAACCAUCUCGACAGCACAACUGCCUUCGUGUCCCUCAGUUUAUUCAAUAUUCUUAGAUUUCCACUUUCUAUGCUUCCCAUGAUGAUAAGCAGCAUGGUGCAGGCAUCUGUCUCAGUAAAACGUAUAAAUAUUUUCAUGAAUACGGAGGAACUUGAUCCGAACAACGUGCAACAUGAUCAAUCCGAGAUACACCCGCUCAUUAUUGAGAACGGAAAUUUUUUGUGGGACGAGGACACUGGCGAAAAACCAACUCUCCGGAACAUCAAUCUACAGAUUCAACAUGGCCAGUUAGUUGCUGUCGUAGGCACCGUUGGCUCUGGCAAGAGUUCAUUGAUAUCUGCAUUUCUUGGUGAAAUGAAUCGAACAAGCGGAAGAGUCAAUACUAAGGGAUCAAUAGCCUAUGUUUCCCAACAAGCCUGGAUUCAGAAUGCAACAUUACAAGACAACAUUUUGUUCGGGAAGUCCCUCGACAAAGCUCUGUACAAUCGUGUUGUCGAAGCUUGUGCGUUGGGUAUGGAUUUGAAAAUGUUGCCAGCGGGCGACCAGACCGAGAUUGGUGAGAAAGGAAUAAAUCUUUCGGGUGGACAGAAACAACGAGUCGCGUUAGCGCGAGCUGUAUAUAACGACGCCGAAAUUUAUUUUCUCGAUGAUCCUCUGAGCGCUGUUGAUGCUCACGUCGGAAAACACAUAUUCGAAAAUGUAAUUGGACCGUCGGGUUUGCUCAAGAAAAAAACGAGAGUCCUUGUGACUCACGGAAUAACGUACUUACCCGAAGUUGAUAACAUCGUCGUACUUAAGGACGGCGAAAUCACAGAUCUUGGUACUUACAAACAAUUACUUGAUAAACGUGGAGCUUUCGCCGAUUUCCUCAUUCAACAUCUUCAAGAAGUUGGAAAUCUAAAACCGGACGAAGAAUCGGAGGGUGAUCUGUCAAUCAUAAAACAACAAUUGGAAUCGACUAUGGGAACAACUGAACUACAAACAAAAUUGUCGAGCGCAAGAUCCAGAGGUUCCAUUACUCACAGCGAGUCCGGCUCUGCUAACGAGUCGAUAAACGGAUCUUUGCGGAGACAACAAUCAACGGAGAGUUACCACUCAAAGUCCGAAAGUCUCAAUCGAAGUGCCAGUGUAAAGGGGAGGGAUUCUUUACAACCAAAAACCGGUGAAAAGAUAAUUGAAGCCGAAAAAGCAGAAACUGGCAGUGUAAAAUUGAGAGUUUACGUGCACUAUUUGAAGUCAAUCGGAUGGUUUUUGUCGAUAUCGACGAUCAUCAUGAACGCGGUCUUCCAAUCGUUCAGCAUCGGGUCAAACGUUUGGCUCACCAAGUGGUCGGACGACAAUGUGACAAGCACCUCGGGCUCGAUCUAUUAUGAAAAGAGAGACACGUACCUCGGCGUGUACGGAGCUCUGGGCUUGGGUCAAGUAUUAAGCGUGUUUAUUGCCUCACUGUCGGUAAACGUUGGUACGCUGAGAUCAUCGGCAUCGUUGCUGCGCGAAGCUUUGCACAACGUGUUGCGCGGACCUAUGUCCUUCUUCGACACCGUCCCGAUCGGUCGUAUACUAAGCCGUUUCAGUGCUGAUGUCGAUACAAUGGACUCAAAGCUACCGAUGUCAAUUACACAAUGGUUACCCGGUUUGUUUAGGGUCAUUGCCACUCUCGUGGUCAUAAGCUUCAGCACACCGGUAUUUAUCUCGGUUAUUUUACCGAUCGGCGUUAUUUAUUACUUUAUACAACGCUUCUACGUCGCAACAUCCCGACAGCUCAAACGCCUCGAAUCUGUCUCGAGGUCACCGAUCUACUCCCACUUCGGGGAAUCCGUUACAGGCGCGCAAACGAUCAGAGCGUAUGGAGUACAAGAACGAUUCAUUCUCGAGUCGGAGAACCGGGUUGACUUCAAUCAAGUUUGUUACUAUCCGAGUAUCAUUGCGAACAGGUGGCUGGCGAUUCGACUCGAAAUGAUGGGUAAUUUCAUCAUUUUCUUCGCGGCACUGUUCGCCGUUUUAGGACGAGAAACGAUGAGCGCUGGUCUCGUCGGCUUAUCCGUCAGUUACGCCCUUCAAAUAACGCAAACAUUGAAUUGGUUGGUCCGAAUGACGUCAGACGUAGAAACGAACAUCGUAGCAGUCGAGAGGAUAAAGGAAUAUGGCGAAACACCACAGGAAGCAGCGUGGGAAAUAGUUGAAACGACACCACCAAAGGAUUGGCCUUCGGAGGGUCGCGUGGAGUUCCAUGAUUUCAAAGUUCGUUACAGAGAAGGAUUGGAUCUCGUUCUAAACGGACUUAGUUUCUCGGUGAAAGGUGGUGAAAAAAUUGGCAUUGUGGGAAGAACCGGGGCCGGAAAAUCUUCGUUGACUCUCUCCCUCUUCAGGAUAAUCGAAGCUUCCAACGGUCAAAUCACUAUUGACGGUGUCGAUAUCUCGAAGCUUGGUCUUCACGCUCUUAGAUCACGACUUACGAUUAUACCUCAAGAUCCAGUCCUGUUCUCCGGAACUUUGAGACUUAAUUUGGAUCCCUUCGAUCGUCAUACUGACGACGAAAUUUGGAGAGCUCUGGAGCACGCCCAUCUCAAGGCAUUUGUCAAAAGUGGUGUCUCUCGAAAACUGCAAAUGGUUGGGACGACCGGCCUUCCGACUGGUUUGUCGCACGCAAUUUCCGAAGGGGGAGAAAACUUGAGUGUCGGUCAACGUCAAUUAAUCUGUCUCGCAAGGGCUUUACUCAGAAAAACGAAAAUACUCAUUCUUGACGAAGCUACGGCAGCUGUAGAUCUGGAAACGGACGAUCUCAUUCAAAGAACGAUACGACAAGAAUUUAAAGAUUGUACAGUCCUCACGAUCGCACACAGACUCAACACUAUCCUCGACUCGGACCGGGUCAUUGUCCUCGACAGAGGGUACAUCAGUGAAUUUGACUCGCCCGAAGUAUUGCUCGCCAAACCGAACAGUACUUUCCACAGUAUGGCAAAGGAUGCUGGCUUAGUGGCGUAAUAGUUAAUCCGUAUAUUUGCGCGAUCGGUUUACAAAUCAUCGUGGAACCGGACGAUCAAUUACUAAUUAAAACGAGAACAAUUGAAAGGGGAGGACUCAGAUAAUUUUUUCGUAGCACAACCCUACCUCCCCUGUGAAAUAGUGAAAGUAUUUUCAGGCCACAACUCGUCAUUAACGUUCAAAAACCAUAUUUGUUCAAGAAAAUUGAAUCGAAAGCCUCUUAUUCGAGCUGUAUUGAAGCGAUUGCGUCCCUGAAAAAUUUUUCAAUUUUCGAUUUUUCUGUUAUUUAUAAUCUCAUAUAUAUUCAUUACGAUGUAUAAGGGGAAUAAGCUGGCGAGAUAUCAGAAUUACCCGAAAAAAUUCCAACAUUUUUGAUAGAUAUCAUUUAUCUCAUCGAAUAUCUUUUUUCUCUUGCAUAUUGGACUCUGUUUUCAUCAUUUCAAUUACCAUUUUUCGUAUCACUAAUUAAAUAGUAGUAAAAUUUUCAUGAAAACAUCUCUGUCCUUUCAGGUUACGCAAUUUCUUCUUUGGAAAUCCAAUUAUUCGAUCCAUCAUAGAAAUGCACGCUUUAUGCAUAAAGGAUAGGCAGAUUUUUGUUUUCAUAUUAGACACAGAACAUAAAUGAAUCGCGAAUAAUUCAACAAAUGCACUUUUUUUUUAUGACUCUGGAGGUAUCAGAACAUUUAAAAGUGAGAUUCGCUUCAUCAUAGAAAUAUAAAAAUGCACUCGUUUAAACUAGCACUCAUUGUAUAGUCAUCUCGAACUACUGCCAUUUUAGCAGCAUAUUCUGCUUAAUUUAAAACAAAAACGUCGGCUAUAAAAUCACGACACUGUUGUAAGAUGAUGCUCUUUAUGUUCGCGUUAUUUGCAGUUUAUUAUUCCUAUUUUCAAUAUUGGUAUUAUUUAUUAUAAUCAGUGUCAUAUAAUUUCGAUUUUUUUUUAGAUGUUCUUGCCCAAUUUUAUUAAUACAAUUCGUUCUUUCGAGUAAUGAAUAGAAUAAUAAAAACUUUUCCCACUUAUUACGAGCUAUGAUCUAUCGCUUAUUAUUUGAAAAACAAACACGCUUGUAAAAUCUUCUGUAGAAGAAAACUUGAAUGAUUGGACUAUCACAGUAUUGAACUUUUUUGUUGUUGUUGUUGUUGUGACGUAAUUUGAAACUGUUUAUUCUAUAACGUAGACGUAGCCCUGUUUGGCUUGCGGCUCCAUAUUCAAUUAUCUUCCACCAUUUAAUAGUACAAACCGUAGAUGUAUUUUUCCCUCGUUCAACAUCACCCCAGAGAAAGCUUCCACCUUUGUGCUUAGUUGUUUUUCUUUUUUAAACUUCAAACUCGUUAAAAAUAAAUUAUUUUUUCUUUUUUACACAACAAUUAAACUCCCUAUUGAGCAAAACGAAACUUACGAAUUUAUCAACGAUCAGACUUUAUCUCAUGUACAUUGUAUACAUAAUAAAAAUGGGGACACAAAAUCUCCGAAUAAAUACCAUUAUUUAUAUACAUAUGUGUAAAUUAAGUUGAAAAAAAUGCCUCAAUAUUUGACGAUUACACCCUCAAUUCCACAAUUGCUCAGUUGUCGUUGACAGUAAUUACUAUGCAGAAUGUCCCAGAUUAAAUCGAUAAUCAUUUUAACUUCACGACCACAUUACUCGUACAAAAUCUAGGUUUUCAGGUCGGAUUGUUCUCAAUGAAUUAUUGAUAAUCAAAAAGACGAAUCCGCGCUGUUAGACCGUUCACAUUAUGAACACGAUUCAAGAUUUGAGAAAGUACUUAGAAUCGAUAUGAUGGCGCAUAAAAUUUUCCACAAAACGGAGAUGCCAUUCUCAUUUUGGCCAACCGUUUCAAAACUUGAUUCUAAGCUCAUUUGCGAACAUGCAUUUUUGAGCUGAUUUCUCUAUUCGAUUUCAAAACCAAAUUACGAAAAACAAAAAAGGCUCGUGGAGAUCGAUUCAUAAAAGAUCUCACGUUCUACAAAUUAGGCGAAUGUAAAUUGACACUUCUUAUGCUUCAGUAAUUCAAUGAGAAAGUCUGAUGAAAAUUCGAUCUUAAAUUUGAGUGUACAUUAUUGACCGCGUAACCUGGGACGUUCUGCUAAAUGCUACGAGACGUGAUGAUAGUGCAUAUAUUUUCGAUAAUGGGCAGAAAAUUAAAAAUAAAAUAAAUGACAAAUGAGAAACAAACACGUUGCUCAUGAAGAAACAGUGAAAAUUAAAAACGGAAACAAAAAAAGAAAACUCCACAACACGGCAUGCUAGGACUUCGUAGACUCUGCAAUCAUGUUAUUUCUUAUCGUAAAUUUAGGUGCCAGAAGGGGAAGUGCCUUCUUAUAGUACGAUUUGUGUAAUGUACAUAUGUAAACUGGGCCCUUGUACAAGAGUGCGGUAAAGUGUUGUACUAGUUCAUAAGAUUUUGUUUUUUUUUCUCCUCUUUUUCUUCACGUAUUUCUGGUAGUUGUUCGAUCACUCAUAUAAAUUAUCUCUGAAACUCUUGUACUUUUCAUCAAUCAUUAUUAUGAUAUUCGGCCAAAACAACAACGUUACAUGUAAAUUAUUAUUAUAAUAAACUCGAAACGUUCGCUAUCGCGACUCAAAGUUUACCAAAAA